CGCGCCGACGCUCCCCACAAAACCGCACGCCUAUCCGUCUCCCGGCCCCCGCGAUCGCAAAUAUGGACGGCGAAAAGUACAGCCCAAGCUUGAUUCGCCUCUGGAGGGUCUGGCGCACCGCAAAGGAGAUGAUGAACGACCGGGGCUACAUGGUGGUGGAGGAUGAUAUGACAAUGUCGCUUGAUGAGUUCUCGCGGCGCUAUGCGCGCGAAGACGGAGAGCCUGACCGCUCGCGCCUCAACUUUUCCUGCCAACCCUCUGAAGAAAUGCUCGCAAAGUACACGGAUGCCCCGACAAAGAAGAACCCCAACCCCCUCCCCAGCAUCGGCACCAUCUGGGUCGAGUUCAACGCCGACGAGAACGUUGGUAUGAAGCAACUGCGCGAGUACAUGGCACAUCUUGUCAACGGCUCCUUCCACUCCGGAAUCAUGGUCACCGUAAAGCCCAUGACGGGCAUGGCUAUUCGGCUGCUCCGCGGUGCCACGAGCAUCACCGACGGACCAAAGGGUGGCGUAGAGGUCUUUGUCGAGCAGGAUCUGUUGGUCAACAUUACAAAGCACGAGCUGGUACCCAAGCACGUGCUGCUGAGCGACGAAGAGAAGCAACAGCUGCUACAGCGAUACCGAUUGAAGCAGACACAAUUGCCCAGAAUCCAAUCCACGGACCCGGUCGCAAAGUACCUGGGCUUGAGGAGAGGCGCUGUUGUCAAGAUUAUCCGAAAAUCUGAGACAGCAGGUCGAUAUGCCAGUUACCGAUGGGUCAUAUAGAAAGAAAAAGGGUCAUGAAGGCGCGAGCAAUCGACACGAGGUGCUGCAUUCGGCGAGGCGUUUGGCGAAACAGACUGGGUUUGCUUUUUUAUCUCUCUCUUCCCACAUCAUCUGCGAAAGACGAAAAGUCCAAUGAAAGUAAUUCUCUUUCCGCAACUCCUACGCGUGUGUCAUGGAGGAAAAUCCAAAGGAAAAAAAAACUAAUUUUACACUUUAAGCACUUGUCAUACCUCAUCCGCACGUCAUCGCACCAAGCAUCCGCAUCCGUCCAUCCAUCCAUUCCAUCACACCGCUUGCGUGUGCAUACACCCCUUCCAAUCCC
Molecule: messenger RNA, 1089 nt
Organism: Exserohilum turcica Et28A
Lineage: Eukaryota; Fungi; Ascomycota; Dothideomycetes; Pleosporales; Pleosporaceae
Exons: 3
Coding region: 63-767 (234 amino acids)
Biological process (GO): DNA-templated transcription
Cellular component (GO): RNA polymerase I complex; RNA polymerase III complex; RNA polymerase II, core complex
Molecular function (GO): DNA-directed RNA polymerase activity; DNA binding
Source: RefSeq, a predicted model, not a curated record